AGGUGGGAACGAGUCAUGUGGUAAGAGACGAUCUUUGAGCUCUGCCGUUUCUCAGCCGAAGCUUUCAGCCAUUUUCUCAGCAGCUUCAGCCACCUGGAGGUCACCUGCCGCCACCGUACACCUGGACCCGGUUCUGACCCUACCCGGGUCUAUAUUUAGCCCGAACACAAAGGCUGUGGCUUCCCGUGUGACCGCGGGAUGCCGAACACCUGCAGAGACGACGACCCGAAACCAACUCAGGCUGAGCUGAUGCCCUCUCAAAGGGGGCGAUUGAGUCUGUUCAGGUGUUGCAGCUGUUAGGAAUGUGGACAAACAGGAAGUGUGAGUGAAUGACAGCUCACCUGUUCACACUGAUACUACACAGCAACGUGAACAGGACCAGCAGCUGGUGACUCACGGCUGGUUUGGUACGGGUUGCCAUAGUAACCAUGUACCAAAUUCAAGGACAAGCCGAAGGGCCUGAUGGGAACUGAAACACACGCCAGCUUUGACUGGCUGUUGCUAAAGGAACAUUCCAGCCAAUGUGUGACUCAAACGGCUCCUGUUGUUUUUGUUUUUGUGCGUCCCCUGCAGUGAAGCAUCAUGGGAGGUGGCAGAUGGACGAGUGGACUGUGGGAUGAUCAGUGACACACACUCGCACAGACGCACAAGAUGGAGCAGGGCUUCAGCUUAAACACACUGAAGAAGCUGGCAGCCGAGCCGGACUACACCGACGUGUCUCUGACGGCCGCCGAGCGAGUCCGGGCGCUCGGGAAGAUGGGAUGUAGCGUGGAGAUCAACGAGGAUGUGGCACCACGCCGCUACUUGCGCUCCGGUGUGGAGAUGGAGCGCAUGGCGGCCGUGUACCUUGAGGAGGGCAGCCUGGAGAACGCCUACGUUCUCUAUACCAAGUUCAUCACUCUGUUUGUAGAGAAGCUGCCGGCUCACAGAGACUACCAGCAGUGCAGCGUCCCAGAGAAGCAGCUCAUUAUGAAGAAACUCCAAGAGGUGGCAUUUCCUCGUAAAGAAGAGUUAAAGAAACGUCUCCAGGAGAAAUACAGCAGGGAACACAGCGAGUACCUCAGAACCCAGUGGAGUGGGCUGCUCGACCACAGAGCUCUGGAUCGAGCUGUUGUCGAGCUGCUGAGUCAGUCAGUGAUGGAUGGGUGUGGCCAGCAGCUGCAGCGGAUGGUCAUAUUGGACGAGGACAGGAAGCGGAUGCUCCUAUUGGACGAGGAGAGGCAGCGCGUUGCUGCUCUGCGACGCAUGCAGAUGGAAUCAGAGCAGUUUCGUUACUUUGAAGACCAGCUGAGACGUCAGGAACUGGCGAAUCGGGGCGGGGGAGAGGCGGGACAAAAGGUGGAAACCAAAGCGGCUGCGUUGACAGACAGUUCCUGUUUGUCCCAGCAGCCAAUUAGAGACAGAACCCGACCUACGGGGGCGAAUCCUGACAGAAACCGACUGCCUGGUUCCGUGAGCCAACUGUCCGCCCCUAUGGCCUCAAUACACGCUCAGAGGGUGGAGGGUCUGAGGCGGGUGGUGAUUCCCAGAGACCUGACGUACCGGUUCCUUCUGCUCGCCGAGUCCAGCACAGCCAGAGGGAUUGAGACUUGUGGAGUCCUCUGUGGACAAUUGACCCACAAUGAGUUCGUUCUGACUCACGUUGUGAUCCCUAAACAGUCGGCUGGCCCAGAUUUCUGUGACAUGGAGAACGUGGAGGAACUGUUCAGCUUCCAGGACCAACAGAACCUGCUGACGCUGGGCUGGAUCCAUACUCAUCCCACUCAGACGGCCUUCCUCUCCAGUGUCGACCUGCACACCCACUGUUCGUACCAGCUGAUGCUGCAGGAGGCCAUCGCCAUCGUCUGCGCUCCCAAACACAACAAUACCGGUGUGUUCAGGCUCACCGGUCUGGGCAUGUCGGAGGUUUCUGGCUGCAGACUCAAAGGUUUCCAUCCUCACUCCAAGGACCCUCCACUCUUCACUGUGUGUAAACAUGUGCAGGUGAGGGACUCAAAGAUCAGCCUGCUGGACCUCAGGUGACAGACGGGAGGCGCUGUUCCUAACAGGAUCUGUGAACAUCAGCUGUGUGUGUUGUUUUUGUGGAGGAUGUGUUGAACGUUUUUCAGCUGUUGCUGCAAAUUUAAAUUAGCUGAUCGCUGAUGUAACAAAGUGCCCAGAAACGGUGCGUGGCUUUGACACAGUGCCUUUAAAUGACAAACACGUGAAUGUUUCCUGUCGGCAGGUUAAUCAUUAAUGUGAAGAGUUUUUAUUUUAUUAACCGAACUAAAUGUACAGAUCUGUAUAAGAAACGUUUGACUUAAGAACAACGGACAUGUCAGUACCUUGAUGAGCGUUCUGGCUCCGGCUGGUUUUGCCUCUACCUGGUCUGAUCUGAUUGGUGGAGGUUUACUUGCGUUGUGACAGCAGGACCUGACCUGCAAGAUUCUACUCAGGGCUAACUUUGCUUCAGGCUUACAGUAAACGGUUUACAGAAGAUCUGUUUUAUUACAUUGAUAAAAUGAUGUUGUCAUGGGUUUUUUAGUAGUGACAGUAGUGUACAGAACCUGAACCAGGUCGAUUUUUUUUAUUUUAGAUGCAGGAUCAUGUUAGGUGUUUAAGCAGUAUUUCUUGUAACAAAGUGCCAGAAAUCGUUGAUUUGUCCAUGUUACCUUGAACUCACCACAGCAGUCAUGUCUGGGUCAGAACGAUCCGGUGCCACAUCACAGUAUUUACUUUAUGUCAGGUUUACUAUUGUGUGUAUUUGACUCUUUGCACCUGCUUCACACUUUCCAGACAAAUUGUUUCGUAAGACCUCCAUUUUUAAAACUUUGUUCCUGUCUUUGCUGUUUUUUGGAUGCAGACAUCUCAUCUUCACCUUUUUCAGUUUGAUAUACAGUGAGUUUGUGAAAUUGACAUCUGCCCUUGAGUUUGGUAAUAAACCAUCUGCUGAUGUCUCCCCUUCA
Messenger RNA from Betta splendens (Siamese fighting fish), 2945 nucleotides. RefSeq names its product STAM binding protein-like 1 (gene stambpl1). Gene Ontology annotation, biological process: protein K63-linked deubiquitination. NCBI's taxonomy places the organism in Eukaryota, Metazoa, Chordata, Actinopteri, Anabantiformes, Osphronemidae. The transcript has 14 exons. Bases 652 to 2022 code for a protein of 456 amino acids. Gene Ontology annotation, cellular component: endosome; membrane. Gene Ontology annotation, molecular function: K63-linked deubiquitinase activity; metal-dependent deubiquitinase activity; protein binding. The record is from RefSeq and is a predicted model, not a curated record.